GCAGUGGUGCUACACUGAAGGUAUGCCCUGAUUGCAGUGGUGCUACACUGAAGGUAUGCCCUGAUUGCAGUGGUGCUACACUGAAGGUAUGCCCUGACGGCAAUUGUGCUACACUGAAGGUAUGCCCUGAUUGCAGUGGUGCUACACUGCAGAUAUGCCCUGAUUGCAGUGGUAUGGUACUACACUGAAGUGGUACUACACUGAAGGUAUGCCCUGAUUGCAGUGGUGCUACACUGAAGGUAUGCCCUGAUUGCAGUGGUGCUACACUGAAGGUAUGCCCUGAUUGCAGUGUUGCUACACUGAAGGUAUGCCCUGAUUGCAGUGAUACUACACUGAAGGUAUGCCCUGAUUGCAGUGGUGCUGCACUGAAGGUAUGCCUUGAUUGCAGUGUUGCUACACUGA
Messenger RNA from Haliotis rufescens (red abalone), 402 nucleotides. RefSeq lists its product as uncharacterized. The annotation marks the transcript as partial. Lineage: Eukaryota; Metazoa; Mollusca; Gastropoda; Lepetellida; Haliotidae. The record is from RefSeq and is a predicted model, not a curated record. The transcript is spliced from 3 exons.